GCACUAUCGAUCUACAUAGAUAUACAACGCGUAUCACAAUCUGCAAGUUUGUCUUAAAAGUGCGUUUGAUCUCAUAAUCAAGUUUCACAGCAACUUCCCGCAGUUAGAUCAGAGCGGUGAAUGAGAACAGCCCCUCAACAGAAAAAUGAGAGAUCAGGUCAUGAUGCGUGCCCUCAUCAUGAAGGUACAUGCCGACACAACCUUGUCUGCGCAUGAGAAGGCUCAUCGCGUGCAGAGACUCAUGACAUCAACUUACAACGAGAAGUUAAAAGCGUCGAAUGAGAGUCUUAAACAGGAAAGCCCGGGCAGACGUAGUUUAUGUCCGCAGUUCAGACCCAAAUUAUCAUCCACAACACCGUCCACGGAGGUGGUGGGGAAGGUCAUGGGUUGCAAACAUUAUGCGCGUGCGUGCAAGAUUCAGGCUCCCUGCUGCAAAGAGUGGUACACGUGCAGGCUAUGUCAUGAUGAGUCAAAUGACCAUAAAAUGAACCGGCACGAGGUUACCAACAUGUACUGUAUGUAUUGCAACCGUGAGCAGGAGGCUGCGAAGUCAUGCAAAUUUGCUGAUUGUGGUAUGGUCCUGGCUAACUACCAUUGUGGUACGUGCAAUCUAUGGGACGAUGAUGCAACAAAAAAGAUAUACCAUUGUGAUGAUUGCGGAUUAUGUCGGAUCGGGGAAGGUUUGGGCAAAGAUUUUUUCCAUUGCAAUAAGUGCAAUGUGUGUAUGGCGGUCAGCCUCAAGGGUAAACACAAGUGCAUAGAAAGAAAUCUCGAGAGCGACUGUCCGAUCUGCAGCGAAUUCAUGUUCACAUCGACCAGCACCAUCAUAUUCAUGAGAUGUGGCCACUGCAUACAUCAUGCCUGCUACGAGAAGCACGUGACGCAAUCGUACCAGUGCCCCAUAUGUCUCAAAUCACUGGGCAAUAUGAAAUCAUACUUCGAUAAAAUCGAAGAAAUUAUGGUCAGCAACCCAAUGCCAGUCGAAUACCAAGAUUCGAAAAGCAACAUUCUCUGCAACGACUGCGAGAUGAAAUCAACCACCAAAUAUCAUUUCAUGCACCACAAGUGCUCAGAAUGCGCAUCUUACAACACCACGGUGUUAAAUAUAGAACAUGGGUCAGGCUUUGGUCAAAACCAAGGCACCCACACGCUGGAUGCCAUUGGAGGUGACAAUAUGGUUAUAGACGGUGGGGAAUAAGUGUUUAUCCUUAACACACACAUCACGCCUGUGAAGUAUGUGCGCACACAUAAGUUUAUGGCAUGCUCCGAUGUUGAAGUGGAGGAUUACGUAAACUAUAAAAAAAAUCGAACGGGAAGUAUAUAGUAUACAUAUACUUUUUGUAUACUUAAGAUAUAAUAAGACCUGAAAAAGUCUGGUCUGUGACCAGCCUCGCGCAAGUACAUUCUUUAGAUGCUUACUCAAAUGUGCGGGAUGUUCCUUGAAAGCGAAACAAGAAAAGUGACUCACUAGUUUCAUACGACAGCCCAAGCACAAUGACGCUCUGGUGAGGAGUGAAUUAAUAUCAGCCAGAAGCGUACACCUACCAAACGAAUAUAACAAUGUACUCUAAGAAAAUAAAUGCUUGUCUGCAAAACGUUCCUGUGGUGAGAGAUAUUCACAUAUAUCUAUAUGCCUCCCAGGCUUCAUAGGCGAGAAAAAU
This is a messenger RNA of Sphaeroforma arctica JP610, 1661 nucleotides long. RefSeq lists its product as hypothetical. Gene Ontology annotation, biological process: ubiquitin-dependent protein catabolic process; protein ubiquitination. Gene Ontology annotation, cellular component: nucleus. Gene Ontology annotation, molecular function: ubiquitin protein ligase activity; zinc ion binding. The record is from RefSeq and is a predicted model, not a curated record. Lineage: Eukaryota; Ichthyosporea; Ichthyophonida. The transcript has 3 exons. The coding region runs from base 146 to 1198 and encodes 350 amino acids.